AUGCCCAACCAAUCACAGAAUGCAACCGAUCAUACUACAGAACUGGCGAUUGUGAGUGAUCUGAACAAAUCAUGGGCAGGGUCUCGCAACCGUGAGCAACUCAAAAAGCAAUUGUUUGCGGUAGUACGACGACUUGGAGCAGGUGGGGAUGGGGAGGUAGUGCAAUGGACGCACCUACCGACCAAGACCAACCUCGCGGUCAAGUCGUCCCAUCCUGACGAUGGACAAGCUGGUAGGAUGGUUGAGGAGGAAGCGAAAAAUCUGAUUAUGUUGGGGGCGCAUGAUCAUAUCGUACACAUGAUCGCUUGUACUCAGUCUUCCGUGGGCCCCCAGCUUUUUCUUGAGCUCUGCGAUCUAGGGUGUCUUCAUGAUUACCGCGAUCAAUGGUGCGCACAAGAGAAGGCAAAUGGCCGGCCCGCUUACCCUUCUGAUGUAACUAUCUGGAAGUUGUUAAAAGAUAUAAGUCUUGCUCUUGACUUUAUUCACAACAAGCACCAGAUUUCUCACGUCCACAACGACAUGAAGCCUGACAAUAUCCUUGUCACACGACCCUCCGGCUGGGCUCCAGAAGGUGGUGUUCCUAUUGAACCAACCUUCAAGAUUACUGACUUUGCACGUCUCAUGGCUUACCCUGCAGCACCCGAUGGCCAUUUCCAGGAGUUUUGUGGCACAUACGAAUACGCGCCUCCCACGAAUGAACGUCGUGGCCCAAUUCACCCAGCAGUUGAUAUUUGGGGUCUUGGAGCGUCGAUACAGACGUUUAAGACUGGUCUGCCUUCGACCGUGUCGAAAGAGGCAUACAUCAUGGAAAUGAAACUGCGAGGCAAGCCAUAUCCUAAAACAAACGGCGCGUGGCGCACAGCAACUGUUCGGUGGCAACGGCGAGUCGUAUAUCGACCGCUCGAUGUUCCCGCAUCUAUCCUGAGAGAAGAUUACGAUCUUGCUCAAAUCGGCGAUGACUAUGUGCCGAGCAGCUAUUCAACUGAGUGUGUAUAUCGGAUGUUGUUGCAUCACAAAGCUUCUGAGCGUGUGACUUCGGCAGCUCUGGUCAAGCACGUUGUUUCGCGCGCUGACCGAGAGAUUGCUAUACUCAAGGCGAGUAUAGAGGCCAAUCGGCUCUUCGAGAGCGCACGCAAGCUUCGCGAGAAGGUCGCCGUCAGCCAAGUCCAGCGUUUGAUGCGUGCUGGAUGA
Molecule: messenger RNA, 1191 nt
Organism: Plenodomus lingam JN3
Lineage: Eukaryota; Fungi; Ascomycota; Dothideomycetes; Pleosporales; Leptosphaeriaceae
Biological process (GO): protein phosphorylation; mitotic DNA damage checkpoint signaling
Cellular component (GO): cytoplasm; nucleus
Molecular function (GO): ATP binding; protein serine/threonine kinase activity
Source: RefSeq, a predicted model, not a curated record